This is a messenger RNA of Arachis duranensis, 662 nucleotides long. Its product is annotated as probable gamma-secretase subunit PEN-2. Gene Ontology annotation, cellular component: gamma-secretase complex. NCBI's taxonomy places the organism in Eukaryota, Viridiplantae, Streptophyta, Magnoliopsida, Fabales, Fabaceae. The record is from RefSeq and is a predicted model, not a curated record. The transcript is spliced from 2 exons.
GUUGAAGGCUGAAUCAGAACACGAAUAGAAAGAAUUGGCUGGAGGAAGCGUAGGUGAGUUAUCACGGUGGAGAUGGAAGCACCGCAGUCGCAGUCACAGAUGCAGGUGCAGGUGCAGUUGCAGGGUAACAGCAGCCCCAAUCCUAACCCUAACCUUAGCCCGAUUCGGAGUACGGGGGGAAUUUGGCCAACAAUCGACGGACCUCUGGGGCUGUCGGAGGAAGAAUCAGUGAGCUACGCGCGGCGGUUCUACAAGUUCGGGUUCGCACUUCUUCCUCUUCUUUGGGCCGUUAACUGCUUCUACUUCUGGCCCGUCCUUCGGCACUCUCGCUCCUUCCCUCGCAUUCGUCUCUCUCUCUCUCUCUCUCUCUCUCUCUCUCUGUGUGUGUGUUGAAAUUAUAUUGUAGGAUCAGCAGUUGGGUUCACAGUAUUCUCGGCGCUUCUCUGUACCUGGGCUCUAACAUUUUCGCUUGGAGGGGAACGCCUCUUUGGGCCGGUCUGGGAUCAAUUGGUUAUGUACAAUCUUGCUGAUAGGUUAGGUUUAACAGCCUGGAGCUAGUUGUGUUGUGUGUGGCACCUCUAGGCCUUUAAUCACGAAUGAAGAAAAUAUGUUGAUGCCUGUAUCUAGUUACUUGGAUCUAUACUUACUGAGACAUUGAUUUA